Messenger RNA from Microtus ochrogaster (prairie vole), 3347 nucleotides. It is a transcript of the gene L3mbtl1, whose product is annotated as L3MBTL1, histone methyl-lysine binding protein. Gene Ontology annotation, biological process: negative regulation of DNA-templated transcription. The record is from RefSeq and is a predicted model, not a curated record. Gene Ontology annotation, cellular component: nucleus. The transcript is spliced from 23 exons. The coding region runs from base 143 to 2770 and encodes 875 amino acids. Lineage: Eukaryota; Metazoa; Chordata; Mammalia; Rodentia; Cricetidae. Gene Ontology annotation, molecular function: histone binding; chromatin binding; zinc ion binding.
AGGAGGAUCAGAAGCCCUCUUCUGGCCGCAGCAGGGAGGAAACUCUUGGAGAUAAAUGAAUACACAAGAACAACAAGAGAGAAAGGGAGGGUGGGCACACGACAGCAGCCAUUGCAACUUGACUUGCAAGUAGGCAGUGCCCAUGGUAUUGGCUAGAAGCUGCCCAACUCCCUGGAGUUUCUGUCUAAAGGGAGAGGAUUGCUGUCUGUCGAAAGCCUGCUGGUAUCAGUACUUCACAGCCAGCAUUCACCAAAGCCCCUUCAGACUCAUCUGGAUGGAGGGACACACGGAAAUGGAGGUGCUAAGGACACUGAAGGGGUCUUCCACAGGGGAGGUCAGUGUGCACCUGAUGGCCAGAGACAGCGCAGGUCCCCGUCCUCACCUGCCUGCAACUGCCUUUAUUAUUCCUACCAACGCAACUACCCUUAGUCUGCCCAGCCCGGCUUCAGUGGUGUCCUAUCCCCGGGAGCCAGCCCAUGUGGGUGCCCUGGAGCGAGUGACUAACAGCGAACCAGUUACUGCCACCAUUCUGCCACAGCUAAGCACCGGGCCAGGGACCAAUAGCACAGUCAGGCUCCUGGAUUGGACAGGAGUUUGCACACCUUCAGCUGGGAGUGGCCUACGGUUCCGAAUAAGCGAAUAUGCGCCAUUGAACAUGAUGGGAGUACAGCGACCGCCAAGCCCGGAACGGCAGCGAGAAAGCCUGGUCGGACAUGAAGGUGGCUCUACAGGAGGUGAUACGGGCACCCAGUACCCUGAUGUCCGCCAGGACCCUCAAGAAGACACCUCUCAGGAACCCCCAGAAGACGCGAGCUCCGGUGAGUACCAGACUUUUGGGCCUCAACAAAGCACUGCUCCAGACCUUGGUUCUUCAGAUGACCACUGCCCUCUGCCUUUCCAGAAGCGGUCAGUCAUAGUAGAGAACUCGGGCUGUGCUGUCACUUCCGAGCUCCUGAAGCCCAUGAAGAAGAGGAAACAUAGGGAGUACCAGAGCCCAUCAGAGGAGUCAGAAACAGAGGCCAUGAAGCAAGAAGGAAAAGAUCCAGAGAGUCAGCCUACCACCAGCACCCCAGAGGGCGAAGAGUGGAGCCGAGGCCAGCUGGUGUCGGAGGAGAAGAAGGAAGGCUGGUCCUGGGAGUCCUACCUGGAGGAGCAGAAGGCUGUCACUGCCCCAGUCAGCCUCUUCCAGGAUUCCCAGGCAGUCGCCCCUGACAAGAAUGGCUUCAAACUGGGCAUGAAGCUGGAAGGCAUUGACCCUCAACACCCGUCCAUGUACUUCAUCCUCACCGUGGCAGAGGUGUGUGGCUACCGCCUGCGCCUGCACUUUGAUGGGUAUUCUGAGUGCCAUGACUUCUGGGUCAAUGCCAACUCCCCUGACAUUCAUCCUGCUGGUUGGUUUGAGAAGACUGGCCACAAGCUACAGCCUCCCAAAGGUUACAAGGAAGAGGAGUUCAGCUGGAGCCAGUACCUGCGCAGUACAAGAGCUCAGGCAGCCCCCAAGCACCUGUUCGUAAGCCAGAGCCAGAGUUCUUCCCCAGUGGGCUUCCAGGUGGGCAUGAAGCUGGAGGCUGUGGACCGCAUGAACCCAUCCCUCGUCUGUGUGGCCAGUGUGACCGAUGUGGUAGACGGCCGCUUCCUGGUGCACUUUGACAACUGGGAUGAUACUUAUGACUACUGGUGUGAUCCCAGCAGUCCCUACAUCCACCCAGUGGGCUGGUGCCAGAAGCAUGGAAAGCCGCUCACCCCUCCACAAGACUAUCCAGACCCUGAUAGCUUCUGCUGGGAGAAUUAUCUAGAAGAAACUGGGACCUCAGCUGUGCCCACUUGGGCCUUCAAAGUGAGACCCCCUCACAGCUUCCUGGUCAACAUGAAGCUGGAGGCUGUGGACCGCCGGAACCCAGCACUGAUUCGGGUAGCCAGCGUGGAAGAUGUGGAGGACCAUCGGAUAAAGCUCCACUUUGAUGGCUGGAGUCACAACUAUGACUUCUGGAUCGACGCCGACCACCCGGACAUCCACCCUGCAGGCUGGUGCUCCAAGACAGGACAUCCCCUGGAGCCUCCUCUCCGGCCCAGAGAAUCCAGCUCUGCCUCACCCGGGAGCUGUCCCACGCUCAGCCACAGGAGCCCGCCCCACACAAAGCCCUCCAAAUACAGCUUUCACCAGCGGAAGUGCCCCACUCCUGGCUGUGAUGGCUCUGGCCACGUUACAGGCAAGUUCACGGCUCACCACUGCCUCUCUGGCUGCCCGCUGGCCGAGAGGAACCAGAGUCGGCUGAAAGCGGAACUGGCCGACUCGGAGACGGCAGCCAGGAAGAAGAACCUGUCUAAUUUGUCCCCAAGGAAGAAGCCCCGCCAUCAUGGCCGGAUUGGACGUCCUCCAAAGUAUCGCAAGAGUCCGCAAGAAGAUUUUCAAGCCCUUCCUCCCAGUGUGGUGCACCAGUCCCUCUUCAUGUCCACCUUGGCCACCCACCCCGAUCGCUCAUUCUCUCUGUGCUGGGAGCAGCACUGCAAGCUCUUGCCAGGAGUGGCAGGGAUCUCAGCCUCCACGGUCUCCAAGUGGACCAUUGAAGAGGUCUUCGGCUUCGUUCUGACCUUGACGGGCUCUGAGGACCAAGCACGCCUCUUCAAAGAUGAGAUGAUUGACGGCGAGGCCUUCCUUUUGCUGACACAGGCGGACAUUGUGAAGAUCAUGAGUGUCAAGCUGGGCCCAGCCUUGAAGAUCUAUAAUGCCAUUCUCAUGUUCAAAAACACUGAUGACACCUUUAAGUGACUGGCCAGGUGGGACCUCCUCCUGCCCUUGCCAGGCUCUCUCCUCAGACGGUGCUCCUUUCCUGCACCCCUGUCCUCACGGUCUGACCAGGGCUGGCCCUUCCCAGAAGGUAUUUGGGAGCAGACGAGCCUGGGCAAGGGAGUCUUGGCCCUCGGUCCUGGAGCCCAUUUGUCUCCAGGUUGCCCCAGUGAUGGCGUGACUAAACUGAGGCCUGGCUGGUAGAGAGGAAUGCAGGUAUCCUGACACUGGGGCAGCCUGCAUCUUCGGUCCCCUUGGUUACUGUCUUAGGAGUUAGGAGGAGCUGGGUCCAGCAGCAUCCUCUACUCAGACCUGGGGCCUCCUCCCUUUCCACUGUUGGCUGUGUACCCUUCCUCCGCUGCCUGGUUCCUGGGCAGCCCCUGUCAUGGUCCAGCCAGACCCCAUGGUUCUUCUGUAGAUGUGUAAGUCUCAGAAAUAUGGGAGCUUCCCAUUGGGAGCCCCUGGCUGUCUUUCCCCUUUGCCUCUAGGCGGAGAUCCAGAGCCAAGGCACCUUCCUGGACAUGUUCCAUUGAGGACCACUCAGCCUUGGAGUGGCCAC